This is a messenger RNA of Prorocentrum cordatum, 772 nucleotides long. Lineage: Eukaryota; Dinophyceae; Prorocentrales; Prorocentraceae. The record is from the annotation of a GenBank genome assembly.
CCGCGGGGUCCACACCCCACCGCGCGUGGCGGGCGCCGCCGCCGACGCCCCGGCCGCCGCGCCUCGGCGGCCGGGCGCUGCCGCGGGCCGCCCUCCGGGGGAUGUACGGGGAGACCGAUGCGCACCCCUCCGGAUACGGCCAGGGUAAUUCUGGCUUCUCUGGCAUGCCGCUGUGGAAAGUUCAGCAGCAGACGCAGCACAAGGAGAUGGUGAAAGCCGCACAGCAGAAGUACUUGGACGAACAGGAGGCGCUGCGGGCGGAGAAGCAGAAGCAGGACACCGAGCUCCAGAAGGGCCACCAGCUCGUCGCGGAUGCGGCUGUCUGGCCCGGGAGGGGCAGCAGGCUCGCCCGGCACGUCGUGGUGCGCGACCUGCGGAAGGUCGCGGGCGCGCUGAACAUCCAGCUGCCCUCCCAGGGCGUCUUCGCCGCGCCGGGCCCGCGCGCGCUGCUGGCGCUCUUCGACGGCCACGGGGCGGGCGGCCAGGACCAGGACCCGAAGGUCGUGGAGAUGUGUUGUCGCUCGCUCCCGACGACGGUGCUGCGCAACCUGGCGCCGCUGUGCAACGCCCCGCAGUGCACGCCGGCGUUUGUGAAGGCGACGCUGCUGAAAACUUUCGAGGACCUGCCCGCGCCACCCGCGGGGUCGGCGCCGUGCAGCGCCGCAGUGCUGCUGGUGGUCGGGGACACCGCUGGGGGUGGGGGUGGGGACUCCUCCACCCCCACUUCCACCUUCACCUCCUCCUCCUUCUCCUCCUCCUCCUCCUCCUCCCC